AUGGCCCCGGGGGACCCCUGCAUUCCACCCCGGCAAAGACCUCCAGCUGUGCGGCCUCCGUUGACGCCACUGGCGGCAGCUGGUGACUUAAUCGAUGGUGCAGGGCUUCGUCACACCAGCUCAGCCACGCCUCCGCAGGCCAGUUUCUCUGAGUCGGUGUUCGAGCCCGGCCAUAGCCUUCCUUCAAGCGCAAAGCACCUGGGACCGAGACCCUUGAGUGUGGCUGCGCUGACCGGCAGCGCCGCCCUCCCGCGCCCUCUGCUGUGCCUCAAAAAUAAUCAGUCGAGCUCUGCGCCCCUCGGUGUGACCCUCAAACGCACAGCAGCGACCAAGCCCCUCCACGUGAGCCUUGCCAGCGGCCACCGGGACCUGGACUACGGCUCGGUGCAGCCACACCUCAUGUGCGACGAUGGGGAGGGGGAGGUGAGCCAGCAGCCGCCCGCGCCCAGCGAGGACACCUGGAAGGAGUUCGAGCUGCUGUCCACACUGCGCCCAUCCCUGGGCCAUGCCGGGCUGUACUCACCUCCCAGCGAGGCGGUCACUGCGUCUUUCUCCCUCUGGGAACACAACGAUGACAGCUUAUUCCCCACAGACCUGUUGGAGAUGGUGCCCGAGCUGCCAGGAGGAGACUCAGUGAGGCACAGCUUCGUCUGCGCGGAGACGUUGGUGAAGAACACUGUCCUGCAGGACUGCAUGUUUUGGAAUGCCUUCUCGGCCUCCGCCAAGCUGGUCUCCGAGCUGGACCCCUACCAGACUGUGCGCAAAGAAGGCGCCAGAGCGAGCCCGGCUGCGCACGCUGAGCCUGCGAGUCCUCCAGACUGCAUGCACUUGCAAGCCCUGAGCGCAGCGCACUGGAUCUUUGGAUUGUAA
Mesocricetus auratus (golden hamster) is the source of this 870-nucleotide messenger RNA. RefSeq names its product protein B-Myc-like. Gene Ontology annotation, molecular function: DNA-binding transcription factor activity, RNA polymerase II-specific; RNA polymerase II cis-regulatory region sequence-specific DNA binding. Gene Ontology annotation, biological process: regulation of transcription by RNA polymerase II; positive regulation of cell population proliferation. The record is from RefSeq and is a predicted model, not a curated record. NCBI's taxonomy places the organism in Eukaryota, Metazoa, Chordata, Mammalia, Rodentia, Cricetidae.